Chenopodium quinoa (quinoa) is the source of this 2444-nucleotide messenger RNA. RefSeq names its product pentatricopeptide repeat-containing protein At2g13600-like. The record is from RefSeq and is a predicted model, not a curated record. The transcript has a single exon. Bases 17 to 1879 code for a protein of 620 amino acids. Gene Ontology annotation, molecular function: RNA binding; protein binding. Gene Ontology annotation, biological process: RNA modification. Lineage: Eukaryota; Viridiplantae; Streptophyta; Magnoliopsida; Caryophyllales; Amaranthaceae.
GGAAGCAGAAACCAAAAUGGACAUUUGUUUAGAAAGAAGCUUCUUCUUUCCUCUCUGUUAUUUUGUGAUGCUUUUUCCUGCUUGUUAUUCUCAAGUGAGGAGAACCCACCAUUUAUAUUCAUCUUUUUUCUAUAAAUUUUCCACAACUACAACCUCAAAAGCUUCCAUUAAUCUGGGUAAUGAUGUAUUAUUAACUGAGCAAGAAAGGGGGUACUAUAAUUUUCUCAAAAAUGCCCAUCAAACUUCAGAUUUACCCCAUGGAAAAGCAAUACAUACCCAGAUCAUCAAAAACUGUUGUUUGCAUUCCUCCAUUUUUCUACAGAAUUUUCUGCUUAAUAUGUACCUUAAAUUCGGGGACCUUGAUAGUGCACUCUACUUGUUCGACGAAAUGCCCCAGAGAAAUGUUGUGUCUUGGUCUUCGUUUAUUGCUGGUUUUGUGCGCCGUGGUUUUGCUAAGCAAGGUCUUUUUUAUUUCUCCUGUAUGUUUAGCACUGAUGUGAGGCCUAAUGAGUUCACUUUAGUUAGUGCACUUAAUGCUUGUUCCUUUUCUGGGUUUGUUUCUCAGGCGUAUCAAGUUUAUUCAUUGGUAAUUAAACUGGGAUUUGAAUGGAAUGUUUAUGUCCAGAAUUCAUUUUUGACUGCUUUGGUUACGAAUGGAGAAUUAACGAAUGCUAUUAAGGCUUUUAAUGGGUGUUUAGAUAAAGAUAUUGUUUCUUGGAAUGCUUUGAUGUCAGGGUACUUGCAGUUUUCACCCUCAGAAGUGCCCAGCUUCUGGUUGAGGAUGAUUCGUGAGGGCGCGAAGUCUGAUGGUUUUACAUUUUCAGCUGUUCUAAGUGCCUUGGGUGAUGUUGGUGAUGAUAAGUUUGGAAUGCAGAUGCAUGGUCAGCUUGUUAAGUUUGGCCAUGCAAGUGAAACAUGUGUUGGGAAUUCAGUAGUUGAUAUGUAUGUGAAGUCUGGGGACUUGGUUAAAGGGAUUAAAGCUUUUCGUGAGAUCAGUGGCAAAAAUAUUCGGUCUUGGACAACUAUAGCAACCGGGUGCUUGAUUUGUGGGGCGCCAAGUAAGGCGCUAGAGCUCCUUGGAGAAAUGAAGAUUGCAGGUACAAGACCAAAUCAGUUUAGUCUUGCCACUACCUUCAAAGCAUGUGCUAAUAUUGCUUCUUUGGAUGAAGGAAAGAAAGCACAUGGCUUGAGAAUUAAGCUUGGAAGUGAGAUGGAUGUAUCUGUGGACAAUGCUAUGCUUGAUAUGUAUGUCAAAUGUGGCUGUAUUGAUAAUGCAAUGACGGUGUUUAGGCGUAUUAAGGAUCGGACAACCAUUACAUGGACUACUAUGGUUAUGGGAUUUGCUCAAAAUGGCCAAGCAUUAGAAGCUCUCCAAGUUUUCGAUGAAAUGAUAACUGAAGGCGUUGAGCCAAAUUACAUUGGUUUUGUGUGUGUUCUUUAUGCUUGUAGCCAAGGUGGAUUUGUGGAGGAAGGAUGGAAGUAUUUUUCUUUAAUGAGUCACCAAUAUGGAAUAUUACCGGGAGAGGAUCACUAUGUUUGUAUGGUUGAUCUGCUUGGACGAACUGGACAUAUCAAAGAAGCAGAAGAACUUAUCUCAAAAAUGCCUUUCAAACCAGGACCAUUAGUUUGGAACACCCUACUUGGCGCCUGUCAUAUACAUGGGGAUUUUGAAGCAGGAAAGCGAGCAGCAGCGUGUGCUAUCCAUCUUAAGCAGACUGAUCCAUCGACAUAUGUCUUGUUAUCAAACUUGUUUGCGGAUUUGAAUCACUGGGAAGGAUCAAAAGAAAUGAGGGACAUGCUGAAAGCUAGAAAUGUAAACAAAGUUCAGGGAAGCAGCUUGUUAUUAUCUAUGGAUAUUCUUUGCUUCUCUAACAAAUGAUUCCGUGAUUCUUAAAGGUCUUGCUAAUUUUUAUACGUUCGGUUGUUCCUCUUUGAGCAGUUUUCGCUAGUUCUUGAGCUUCUUUGGGAAGGAAGAAACAUUACCUAUGGGCAGAAAAAGAGUUGCAUGAUCUGCAGCAACAACUUGCAAAAAGUUCAUCAGACUAAACAUCAGAAUUCAUUUGUUGAGCUUAAUCAUAAAAUGUGUAUGCUUUGAGCUUCUUCAGAUUAGCUUGCAUCUUAGUGUCAAUAAACCAGUAAAAAUUAAACAGUUUAAGGGUUUAUAUCAUAUUUCGAAAAAUCAUAUGAGGAUCAUUGUCAAUUAAAAAUAAGUGAACUAGACAUUUAUUUAGGAUUAGUCAUAGAAAUCGCGACAUGAAAUGCAAAUUGAAGGUAAUUGAUUAACAUAUUUGUAUCAGCAUUCUUCAGUGCAAUGCUACUAGUAAGUAGUAACUAGGAGUAUUUUCUAGGGUCUCUAGACUAGAUAUACACAUAAAAAUCCACAAAGAUUAGGAUAAUAUUCUGUCAGGACCAAGAAAUUUUGGAUUGAUGGGAUUUGAUGAAUA